UACAAAGAGGCGGCGGAAGCACCAUGCAGGAGUUGCGCGUGGCAUAAGACCGAUCUCUCGGAGUGAGAGUGUCAAUGUGCGGAAGACUGGAGCUAGAGGUGAUGCGAAAAAGGAAGCAAAGGCCAGCUUCGAGUCUUCUAACCCACAAAAACUUCAUGUUCGCCAGCUGACAUCUCUGAGUAUAAGAACUACUGGACGAAGCUUGAGAGAGCAGUUUCCGGGUGAAAACCCUCUGAACAUUUUCGAUUUUAUUACGGUCGCAGGCGUUCAUUAAUCCGAAGAAAGGACAGCAGUAUUCAAGGACUGGAAGAACAAACAUUUGAUAAAGUCUUAGCUUCAUUUCCGGAAGGAAAAAAUUAUGCGAUAUGAAUCCACAUAUCUGCGCGGCUUUGGCAGAGAUUCUAUCUGCAUGAGGUGAUAAAGCAAGUUUAUUUGUAUAACUUAGACCUAGGUCCUUUAUGGUGAGACAUUCUGAGAGUGGGUUAUUCUGAAAAAUUAUGGGACCAGGAAGUUUGGUAGGACCAAAAGACAUGAAACUACACUUGGAUGAUGAAAACUCCAUCUGCCAUGUCGAACCACAUCUGCUUAAGCGUAGUAAAUCGGCAUUAAUUUUUUCAACACUAACAUUUGCGGUGUCCUUAGAGUAUGAGUAAACACACUUGAGGUCAUCGGCAUAAGUAAAAGUUUGCGAAGCAAGAGUAGCGGACCCAGGACCGUGCCUUGAAGUACGCCACUCGUGAUCGAGUGAGGUGUCGAGUAGCUAUUACCGACCAUGACUUUCUGAUAUCGGUUGGACAGAUAGGACCUAAUGAAGUCAAGUAGAGGCGGCCGGAUGCCGAGGGCUUCCAAUUUUACUAAAAGACGUCUAUGGGGCACCUUGUCAAAGGCUUUGCUAAGAUCAAAGUAAAUAACUACCACUGACUGCCGCUCAUUACGAAGAGAAGUGAUUAUAUUAAGAAAAGCCAAGUGGCAUGUUUCGCAGGAUCGUUCAGCUAAAAACCCAUGCUGACUAGAGCUCAGAAGCCGAUCGGAUCGAGAUCCUGACUUGAAAACGGGAAUGAUAAUUGACGUUUUCCAUGUUUCAGGAAAGAAUCCUUUUGAAAUAUAAACCGAGAAUAAAUGACUGAGCAAUAUGGGAAAGUCGGACGCUUGUUUAAUAAUCGAAUUCGGAAUCCCGUCCGUUCCUGAGCAGUGGGAGUAUUUCAAACGGCUUAUGUGUUUCUUAAUGAGAUCUGAGGAGACAUCAAUUGUACUAAGUGUCCUAUCUGAAUGUGAUCGAAAGAAAGGGACCGGAUCGGACUCGGUAGCAAGGUGUUUUGCAAAGAAAGCACUAAACAACUCCGCCUUGUCAGUGUCAUCGGUGAGGAAGACUUUUUUAUCAUUUAGCAUGGGUGGAAGUUCAUGACCACGCUUAGAGUAGGACCGAUGACGGAAGAUGCUAGCGACGGAUUUACCAGGGUUCGAACCACUGAGAGCAAUUGAUUCUCUUUGCCUGUCGCGCGCUUGGCGCAUCCUUGAGGCCAUCUCAAAUAUCUCUGUGAUUCUAAGAUGAACAGAUAAGGAACUAGUGGAUAGGUCACGCAGUUGUCGCCUCAAUUUUUUUAGUCUGUUCUGAAGAAAAUGAGGAACAAGAGAAUCUGAAGAAUUAGGCUUGAGAUAUCUACGCGGCAGAAACUCUAGAAUGUCCUUGGAAACAUUGGACAUGACAUCACGAAGAAUGGUUACAUCGCUACAAGUGAGGAAGCCACACCAAUCCAAAGAAUCUCAUAUAGUUAUUUAUUGAGUCGCUAUCUACGCAGUCGUAGUUCAUGAAAGUCUGAACGGCGCUUGUCUUUUUUGAAAAGGCAAGCGGUAGGCAACAAUGAAUUAAUACGUGGUCACUGUCAAAGAGGUCCUUUUUUAAAGCAACAGAAAGAGGAGCAAUGUCAUUGGUAAAGAUUAGAUCUAAAAUGUGAUGAUCUCUUGUUGGAGAGCGCACCAGUUGGGACCAAUUUGAAAAAUUGAUAAUAUCUUGAAAGGACUGGAAUCUGGGUGGGCAGCUAUUGGAAACCCAGUCAAUUUCAGGAAGUUUAAAAUCCCCAGUGAUUAUUUUAACAUCGAAAGCAGCUCCCGAAAUUAAUUUAAAGAUUUCACAGAGUUGUGAAUCAUCACUGGCUAAAGAAUUUGGGGGAUUGUAGAUACAGCCAAUAAUUGCCUUUCUUUGCGGCGAGAGAAUAACAGAUGCAAAGCAGAAGUUUCCCGUGAAUGAGGAAACAUCCAAGUAAUAGGGAGAGUUCUUUAGGUAGGAUUUAAGAUAAAGAAGACAACCACCCCCACGCCUAUUCGUGCGGUCUUGGCGGUAAAAAUCGAAGUCAUCUAUGAGAAGGGCAGAGUCAGGAAUUAGAGAAUGUGUCCAAGAUUCUGUUACACAUAUAAUAUCAGGCGUCAUUUCCAGAGCAAUGGCUCUGAUUUGAGCCAUCUUGUUUAUAACAGACCUGACAUUCAAUAAUAUAAUAUCCUAUGUGUUUCGAACGGCAGUGCUAUUUUCGACGGUAUUUAAAAAAAAAUUUGGAGGCGGAUAUGUAAGCUGCGAAUUAAUGACACUUGGAGAAUAAGUACCAGUUAAUUUAGAGUUAUUGACGUAUGGGGAGUCAGCAAGAGAAGGCUGAGUAUGAGACCUAAAGGAGGCGGGGAUAUAGUUUUCAAACAUUGGAAUGCUAGGGGAGUUAGAACAUGGAUAGACUUGUUGGUAGUUAAAUAAUGGAGGAAGGGGAGGAGGAGGGGGGAGGCUAGAAGGAAAGUAGGGGCUAAUGGGUGAGGGUAGGCCACUAAAAGAAUGAAAUGGUGGGAAACCAGGUCUAGAUUGGAAGUCAAAGGAGAUAGGUUGACGUACCUGAGAGCAAUUGGCCUUAAGUGGUGGGAAGCCUGAACUACGUUGGGGCAUAAAUGACUUAGGGCAAUUCAUGUAUGAAUUAUUUGCUGGAUAUAUAGUAGGGCUUUGAUAAGUAACCGGUACGCAGGACAGAGAAUUAUUCUGGGAUAUAAUUGGAGCUGCGGGGUUUGUAGACGUGCUGGGCUGAACAGACUUGUUAGAUCUAAGAGAAGGCGUCGUACCCCUAAAUGGAACUGUACUACCUAUCUUUUGGGUCGGAGUCUGAUUCAAUUUUCGAGUCUCACCGUUCUGACGCCAAGCCACUGGUGACUUAGCUGUAGACCUUACAGCACCCAGUUGGACAAUAGAAGUUAUCGGUCUAGCUGAUGUAGACGGAUUUUCAUGUGUCUCAGCGGGACUAUCCAGAGGAUACGAAACGACAAAUGGGGCCGCUGCUGCUGCUGCAAGUUUAGGAGCAGGCAAAUGCGUCAAGUGGCUUGAGUGAGAUGGAGAUGUAGGAGAAAGAGGAAGGAGGGAGUCAGAUGUCGCAGGAGUAGGAGAAGCUGAAUCCUUACGGCCACUUGUAUUAAGACCGUGUUGGGGGGGCAUUAGACUGAGAAGCAGUAGGUUUACGUGAGAAUAGAGACCCGAUUCUACGCUCCAUAGGAGUAAGAUCAUGACAAAGGAAAAAUUUUGCCUUCUCUAGGUACGCAGUGACACGCUCUCGAUGAGUAAAGAUAGUGUCAACUUCGAUUGAUGAAAACAAUUUGACUAAGAUGGGUGGAUUUGUAGUACGGGAGGACAAGCGUUUGGCAUCAGCUAUUUUAUAGUUGAAACCACAUGAAUACAGGAAAUUGGUCGCAACAUCAAUUGGCCAAGCAGAUCGAGGAACAUUUUUUAGCAGGAAGUUGUAAGAACGCUUCUGUCUAUCACUAGAUUCACUGGCGAUCAGGUGAACAAGUGAGUCGAGACGCCUACAUUCUUCAGAGGGAAUAUCGGAGAUGUUCCCGUCGAAUAAAUGUCCAAGAAUUGUCAGCAAAGAGCCAAACUUUAGCAUAAAGUCAUUGCAGUGGUCAAGUGCAGACAGAUUAAGCUGCCGACCAAUUACAACGGGUGACGACUGACUAGUAAUAUCAUCUGACUUAGAUUUAGGUAAAGCUUCUGACUUACGUUUAGUUAGGCCAUGUUUACUUACAAGAGCCGAGAGCUUACGUCGACCAGUGACUUUUGGUCUCAUCUUGUCUCGAGGCAAUUUGCGAUUAAGAAAACUUCUGGCAGACAAGUUGACUGAAUUUCAGCUAGGGGCUAACGAUGUAAAAAUAAAUUACAACAGUUAGAGAGAAAUCGGAUGCACAAAAUGAGAAUUGCAGAGUGCGAUUAGUGAACAACGGGCAUAGACUAGCAAAACUCGAAAGGAGAUGGCAACGGGCAGUUCUUAGAGAAAAGGCCUGUAUUUAAGGAAAUUCAACCAAAAAACAGGUACUAAAAUCGUUAGAUCUCACAGAAAAACCACUAAAAAUAAUAUCCUCCACUUAUCUUCAAAUUUAAAACCAGCGACUUGACCUUGAUGAGAGGUAAUUGGUUUUUUCGGGCAAACUCAGAAAGUUCUCCCUUCUUUGUGAGCAUACGUGGUCAUGGACAAUCCAAAAUGUCCAGAGUAGACUGCAGUUUAGUUGCCUAUAGGAGGGAACGAAUUCUGUGAUAGCUGUUCUCCGGUGCUUCAGUUUGGUCCAGCCCCAACUUCAUAAAAAUAAAUGACGACUGAUAAUAUCAGAUGCAGUGAUACUCCUCCCUUUCUCGACUGUCGUCAUUUUAUGGGCAGCAGUUUUUUCUCCUAACCUCUCCACAUCAUACAAAGUCCUCAUAACUUUUUUUAUUUUUUGUGUCAGGAGUUUUUUUCCUGCUGGCCGGAUUUGUGUUUACUUUUUCCCUGACAAUGCCUGCAAAUUAGCAUUAAAUAAAAGUAUUACUACUAUUACUCUGAAGACCUCCCUGAAACGUCUGCAGAUCAACCCGGCUGACUGGGAAGACCUCGCUGGAGACCGAUCGACCCAGAGGAGAACAUUGAAGACGGGCGCAGCGAUCUUCGAAACCAACCGCAUCAUCGCCGCAGAAGCCAAACGAGAAGCAUGCAAAUCUCAUCUGUACCCACCUCACAACGCCAACGCCCAACCGCCCCCAACGUGUCCACGGUGUUAGCGGACAUACUUGGCUCCAAUUUAAGUUGUUGAUCAUCUUUGGACCAACUGCGGCCCUUCGGCUACACCAACCGCCCACCUCUCCCUCUCCCCCUACGUCGUCAACUAACUCUGACCACCCUCUCGAACCACCACUUUCGUACUCCUCCUCCUCUUCCUCCUCUUCCUCCUCCUCCUCCUCCUCCUCCUCCUCCUCUUCCUCCUCCUCCUCCUCCUCCUCCAUCUCCUGUCCCCUCACUGCCUCCGCAUCCGCCGUCGUGGCGUCUGGCACGCACAUCAGCAUGCCCCACAAUCCUGACACACCAACAAACACCAGCACUACCACCGUCGACAACAUUGGUGAGGACCUGGUCUAUACCUGUCCUUAUUGCGACCGCACCUCCACCUCACACGUCGAUCUGACCGGUCACCUGCGAAUCCAUCGCACAGAGACUAGCGAACCAGUGUCUGGAGCACCAACCUACACUCGCCGCAUCCGCCCUCGCUGUCCACAUUGCACUCGCACAUUCAUGCCCUGCAUGGGCCUAUUCGGCCACAUACGCGUCCCUCAAAACCUGCGGUAG
Spirometra erinaceieuropaei is the source of this 5612-nucleotide messenger RNA. NCBI's taxonomy places the organism in Eukaryota, Metazoa, Platyhelminthes, Cestoda, Diphyllobothriidea, Diphyllobothriidae. The record is from the annotation of a GenBank genome assembly.